UUUCAUUACAUACAUAGUGUUUUAUAUGUUGAGCGGCAAAUGAACCUUGAAUUGAAUCGGAUUUAUAUUAGUUUCCUUUAGGUCUCUUCUGAUAUAAGUCAACUGAAUAGUUAGCUUGAAAUUAGUUUGUGUUCGGAGCCGGUAAAAAAUAUAGAAAUGAAGAAAGUCGUAAUUUUUGGAUCAACCGGCACGACCGGACUUUGCGCUGUGCAAGCGGCUUUAAAAAAAGGUAUCAGCGUACGAGCCUUCGUUCGCGAUCCAUCGAAACUUCCAGAAGAUUUAAAAAGCAAGGUAGAAGUAUUCAAAGGUGACGUUCUGGAACCGGACUCGGUGAAUCAGGCCGUCGAAGGAACAGAUGGAGUCAUCAUCGCCCUCGGAACUCGUGAAAACUUAGAGCCGACAUCAGACAUGUCCGAGGGCACUAAGAACAUCAUCGAAGCGAUGAGAGCGAAGUAUGUCAAAACUGUGACAGCUUGUAUAUCGGGGUUCUUGUUCUUCGAGCCGGAGAAAAUUCCGCGUCAGUUUGUUGAUAUCACGAAAGACCACAAGCGAAUGUACGACGAGCUGAAACAGAGCGGUCUCAAUUGGGUUGCGGUCUUUGCGCCGCAUAUUUCCGAGGACCCAAGCCGCGAUAUCAUCAUCGAAAUCAACCCAGAAAAAUCACCCGGACGUUGUAUUUCAAAGCACGACCUCGGUAAGUUUCUGGUCGAUGGGCUGACAGAAGAGAAAUACUUCAAGACCGUCAUCGGGCUGUGUAAUGUACCAGCGCAAUGAUUUCACGUGUAUACGCGACUUUAUACUAGUGUUUUUGGACAUACUUAUGUUGAAGUUGAAAUCUGUGUCCGUGCGUGCAUGCAUUAUAAAUAGGCUGUUUUUUAUCUGUUGCAAAUAUUUAAAAAAGUUUAUUUAAAUUUAAUUCUUGGUGUUAUAGUUCUGUUAAAUGCAAACGUUAUAUAUAUUUUUGAGCAAUCUUGUGAUUAUCUGCAUUUUAAUUCAACACAUUGUAUGUUUUUUAAAUUCAAAAUUUUAUUAAAAUAUGAACUCAAAUUUAUAAUGGAAAGGUUAUUUUUUUACAGAAAAAAUCUCGUCAGACGGGUUAAUAUUGUUCAGGGCUGUCAGUAGAAUUUAAAUUAUGUAAUAAUUAACAUAAAUUUAUAUUUCUUAUUAUAUGAUUACAAUGUAUAUUAUACAAAAAAAGAAUUCCUCGCUCCUACACUAGUUAUUUGUCUAUCACUGCAGGCAACCCUGGGGUAAUAUGGUCAUAAACGAGUUUUACUUUGAUGUAUUUAAUCGACAGAGGUGUAAUUAAACGAAGGUUGUAUAUAAAA
Molecule: messenger RNA, 1328 nt
Organism: Vanessa tameamea
Lineage: Eukaryota; Metazoa; Arthropoda; Insecta; Lepidoptera; Nymphalidae
Product: flavin reductase (NADPH)
Exons: 4
Coding region: 157-774 (205 amino acids)
Molecular function (GO): riboflavin reductase (NADPH) activity; biliverdin reductase [NAD(P)H] activity
Source: RefSeq, a predicted model, not a curated record